ACCCCAGCGUUGGUAAAUCGUCGACGACAGGAGUUCUAGAUCUACGGUGACAACAAAGGCCCCUGCGGCAAAAUGUUCCAUCGGCAGUGGAUCGCCAAAAACUCCUGCAAAAGCUGAGGCUUCUAGGACAGCAAAAAUUGCCGAGGUGAGCAAUGAUAGUGGAGCAGAGGAUUUAGAUGAUUCGGGUGUAGAAAGUGGAGCAAUCGAUGGUGGGGAAGAAGAGGUAAACAAGAUUAAGACUGGAGGAGGAAACGAUGCCGAGGUGGAAAGAACAACAGUGGUGGAGAGCUCCAUUGAGACUGUCAGGAAACAUGGCGAGGCUGUUUCUAGCGCCUUAGCUGGACUUUCAAUCAGAGGUAGUGCCUUGACCCACGGUAAUCCCGUUAAGAUGGAAGCUGGUUGUGGUUCCGUGAAAGCUGAAGCUUCGGUUUCGAUCGCAGCUGGAUGUGAUCCUAUGAAAGUAGAUGGCUUGGUGAAGAUGGAAGCUGGUUUUGAGUCUGCAAGAGUCAAAGCUCCGGUUGGCUCAGUGAAGAUGGAACCUGGUUAUGAUACUGUGAAAGUUGAAACUCCAUUCGGGGGUGGUAAAGCUGCCCAUUUGUCUGAAGCAAAGGUGGUUCCAAUAGAAAAUGACACGGCCAAGGCUGCAGAGAAGCAACCGGUUGUUUUAGAUGCAGAGAGGUGGUGGCUUCUCCAAGAGACUGAAGUUGCCGGGUACUCGACGUCCAGGGGAUGCCGGAUUCGUGUUGGCGAGUUCGUGUCCUUCAAUUUUCCCAAGCCUGAAGCCGAAAGUAAGAAGAAGUUCUUUGAGCACAAGAAGGUUCGGCCGAAAGCGAGCUCCGACAUUGUAAGGUUCUUGACAAAAGCUUCAGGAGAGAUAGGACGGCUUCCGGCCGACUGGGCCAAGUGUUUGAUACCUUUGGGAAGUGCAAAAUGGCACCAGAGGCUCUUUCUCUUAUAAGCAGCAUAGUUCUCCAUUGGAGAGUUUAUAUCAACAAGUCAGAAGCCUUACAAAGAGGGGGAUGAGCGCGGAUUGAAGCUUCUGCAAGCUAUCUUGAAGCCGUUAAUGCUUCGAAGAA
Molecule: messenger RNA, 1076 nt
Organism: Selaginella moellendorffii
Lineage: Eukaryota; Viridiplantae; Streptophyta; Lycopodiopsida; Selaginellales; Selaginellaceae
Product: DNA repair protein RAD5A-like
Exons: 3
Coding region: 389-958 (189 amino acids)
Molecular function (GO): hydrolase activity, acting on acid anhydrides, in phosphorus-containing anhydrides; nucleic acid binding; zinc ion binding
Source: RefSeq, a predicted model, not a curated record